Molecule: messenger RNA, 1359 nt
Organism: Ricinus communis (castor bean)
Lineage: Eukaryota; Viridiplantae; Streptophyta; Magnoliopsida; Malpighiales; Euphorbiaceae
Exons: 2
Coding region: 261-1172 (303 amino acids)
Biological process (GO): microtubule-based process
Cellular component (GO): dynein complex
Molecular function (GO): dynein intermediate chain binding; dynein light intermediate chain binding
Source: RefSeq, a predicted model, not a curated record
AUCCCUAAACAGAUGAAGUCAAUGGUCAACAAUAUCCAAUCUCCUCAGCUUCCGGCGCAUGUUAGUAAAAGACAACAACAGAUCUAACCACACAACACAAGUACCCAUCCAAUGAAUCCCACACACACACACUCCCCUCCAUAACUCCCAUCGCAGACAACAUUAUAAGCUUUUCUUCACCCAUUUCAUUCUCUUAUCCCCAGCCAACUGCAACUCUCCCAUAAAUUUAUUUAUUUUUUUAGAAAAGAAAAAGAAACAACAUGGCACACAGGACCACCAACAGGCGCAUAUUAGCAGCAUCCCAAGACUCACCUCCUAAUCCAUCUGCCAUGGAUCCCACUCUCAAAAAGAGCACCAAGAAACCUACCUCUGCCUACCCACCUACCAAAAACCCAGAUCACCUAGUUCCUUCUAAACCCUUUUACAUGUCCAACCCUUUAUCUAAACUGAACCCAGUCCGUAGAAUCGCUCAAAAACCCACCAGGAAUUAUUUAGUUGACCAUGUUGAUACCCACUUGCAGGCUAAAGCCAUGACUGUUUCAGCUGAUUUUGAUAGCUCUUCUAGGCUUUCAAUCAUCAAACAGAAGCAUCAGCAACAGCUGGAAAGAUUUGAAUCAAGGAUUGAAAAGGAGAGCAUAAAGGAAGCUACAGCAUCUAAAGACAAGGUCAAAAGAUUGUUAUCUAAUAAAGAAUUGGGGGUUGUAAACAAGAAGAAAGUUCAAGAAAAUGAAAAGAAAAAGAAGGAUAAUAGAAGUAAGGAAGUGAAGGAUCUAAUUGAAGGGCUUGAUAUUAAGAGGAUGACAGUUUCUUUAGAUGGUGGUGUUGGUGGUGGCAGAAGGAGAUCCUUAUGUGGUUCACAAGUGGAGUUAGCUGAUUUUUUGGCUAAUAAUGGUGCUAAAAUUGUAUCUGUUGAUAUGCCACCCUUUAUGCAGAUCCAUGCUGUUGAUUGUGCAAGAAAGACUCAUGAUAGUCUUGAGAAGUUCACCUCUAAGACUCUUGCACUCACUCUGAAGAAGGAGUUUGAUGGGAUUUAUGGCCCAGCAUGGCACUGCAUUGUAGGGACAAGUUUUGGGUCAUUUGUAACACAUUCAGUUGGAGGGUUCCUCUAUUUCUCAAUGGAUCAAAAGUUGUACGUUCUCUUGUUUAAAACUACAGUACAAAGAGCAGACUGAAUCAUUGAGUUGAACUUUCGUUGAGUUGGAAAGAAACUGAAGCAAUUUGUAGUAUAGGUAGUUUAGUAAAGCUAAAAAGUUUAAAAAAGCAAUUGUUGUUUUGUUUCCUUUUUGCAGCUUGUAUAUUGAUUUUGCUUAGGAAAAGCAGUAUAUGAUAUGGAAAUAUUUCACUUUUUCUCCUGCUCAA